Fusarium tjaetaba is the source of this 357-nucleotide messenger RNA. RefSeq lists its product as uncharacterized. Gene Ontology annotation, cellular component: endoplasmic reticulum; membrane; EMC complex. The record is from RefSeq and is a predicted model, not a curated record. Bases 1 to 357 code for a protein of 118 amino acids. NCBI's taxonomy places the organism in Eukaryota, Fungi, Ascomycota, Sordariomycetes, Hypocreales, Nectriaceae. Gene Ontology annotation, biological process: autophagosome assembly; protein folding in endoplasmic reticulum. The transcript has 2 exons.
AUGCCUUCCGAGCGCGAGCUUCAGAUCAGCCCUAUCGUUCCCGAGUCUGUGGUCCAUAACACAAAGGCUCUCUCCAAUCUCCAUAGCCUUACUGCGUCACUUUUUGGAGUCACCGCCGGUGUCCUCGGCCUCGAAUCUUACUACGGUUUCCUCGUCUACAUCAUCUUCUCCUGCAUCACUGCUCUUCUCUUUUACGCCCUCAAGGUUGCUCCGGAAUCACUCCCCAAAGGCCACGCGCCUCUCGAUCCUUCUCGUUAUUAUCGUGGCUUGUUCGAGUUCUGGCUUGGUGGGAUAUUCAAUGGCGUCUCGGGCUUUGUCUUAACUUGGACAUUGUUUUAUGGCUUGGUUCGGGCCUAG